AUGUGUAGUGAAAACAAAUCCAUAUGUGCUGAUAGUGAUUUAAAGGAGUCUCCUGCAGAAAAAGAGAACGAAGUUGUUACUUGUCUGAUGGAAGAUGACCAAUCUAAGGUGGUGGAAGAAGGAGAUGUUAGGACGAGAUCAGCAGAGGAUGUAAUAUUAACAGCGCCGAUGUCUCUGGAUGAAUCAGAAGAAGAUCCUAGUCAUUACAGAGCACCCAAUGUUCUCCGUCGCAUUCUCACUCUUUUGAAGUCUAUGCGCCUGCGACCUGGCUCUGAUCUCACACGCGUCCAGGUGCCGCCAGUUUUUAAUCUUCCAAAAUCGGUGCUACAGAGCUUUGGAGAAUCAAUUUAUUGCAUUGGUGAAGAAGAGUGCAUGGUGAGUAGAUGCGCCCGUGGGCCAACUUCACUCGAUAGAUUCAUAUCUGUUGUGGCGUGGAAUAUCUCAACCAUUCGCCCUUUUAAAUUCGGUGUUGCAUUCUAUAACUCCAUUCUUGGAGAAACUCAUCAUGUUUCUAGAGGAGAUCUCAACGUUCUUCUUGAGCAGGUUUCUCAUCACCCACCAGUAACUGCACUUCAUGCCACUAAUGAAAAAGAUGGUGUUUCAAUCAUCUGGUGUCAACGAAUUGUCCCAAAAUUCCAUGGGACUAAAGUAGAUGCAGAGGUGCAAGGAAUAAGGCAGUUACAACUUGUGCAUAGGGAUGAAACUUAUAUAAUGUCCCAUCCCAACCUAGAAUUCAGGUUCUUCCCCAUGGCAGGUGUCUAUUGGUCUGGAAAAUUUGCAGUCCAAUGUCUCCAAACUGACUUCGAAUGUGAGUUGAGUUUUGUUCGAAAUCCCUUUUUUCUUGGUAAUAAAUCCAACCAAAGUGGUAUUAAAGGUAAGAUAUUUGUCGCAUCGUCUAAGAAGACUCUUUUCGAAGUGAAUGGCCAUUGGGAUAGGACUGUCACAAUCAAGGACAUAACCAAUGGUAAAGUCUCGAUCAUAUAUGAUGCCAAACAAAUGUUGACGAAGCUUAAAACUCCUGUUGUAAAGAAUCCUAAGGGUGUAUGGGAUAGCGAAUCGGCAGUGGUUUGGAGUAAAGUGAGCAAGGGCAUUCUAAACAGAAAUUGGGAAAUGGCUGGGGAAGCAAAGUAUGAAAUUGAAGAGAAGCAAAGAGAGAUUGCUAAAGAAAGAGAAUUAAAAGGUGAAGUUUGGAUUCCAAAGUAUUUCAAUUUUUCUUACACAAAGGAAGAUGGUUGGACAUGUUCUCCCAAACAGGAAUCAGUACCCCCAGCUCCUAUCAUUGUUCCUAUAUAAUAAAUAUACAAUCCAGCCAUCCAGGUACUGCUAGUUUGAAAGGGUAACUGCUAGUUUGAAAUACUGUUAAGUUUGUAAUAAGGAAAUAAAACAGUUAUUGUAUGUUUAAAUAUAAAUAUUGUAUCUCAUCAUGUAAUAAUUCACCAAAAAUGUACUGUAAGGCCUAGAAAAUGUUUAUCCUACUAUUUAGUGUGUUCAUAUGUAAAUAAGAACUAGUUGUGGAAUCUAUCAAAGUUUGUGAUGUA
Molecule: messenger RNA, 1538 nt
Organism: Impatiens glandulifera
Lineage: Eukaryota; Viridiplantae; Streptophyta; Magnoliopsida; Ericales; Balsaminaceae
Product: oxysterol-binding protein-related protein 4B-like
Exons: 7
Coding region: 1-1293 (430 amino acids)
Cellular component (GO): cytosol; membrane; intracellular membrane-bounded organelle
Molecular function (GO): sterol binding
Source: RefSeq, a predicted model, not a curated record